CCAGCAGCAGCUAACUCUGUGCUCUGCUGGACAGAGAGGAGCUGCAGCAGCUGCACGCGGAGACGGCAGGUCAGGACAGAGGAAGAAGAGAAGAUCAGAAGAGUAAAACACAAACUGUUUACAGUCAGCCAUCAGCUGCACGCAGCAGUGGUUCCUGAAGGGGKUCAGCUGCUGAUUAAAGAAGAAGCUCCUGAAGAACAGAAGACUGAUGUGGACCAGCAGGACCAAGAACAUCUCCAUAUAAAAGAGGAAGAGGAGGAACUGUGGACCAGUCUGGGAGCAGAGCAGCUCAAUGUGAAGGAGGAGACUGAUGCCACCAACUUUACAUUCACUGCAGUUCCUUUAAAGCAUGAGGAUGAUGAAGAUAAACCUCUGUUCUUACACCUUCAUCAACACCAAGCUGAAGUCAGAGAUCUUCCAACCAGCAGCUCAGCUCAGGAUUCUGACUCCUCAGAAACUGAAGUCAGUGAGGAUGAAGAGGAUGAUGAUGUGAAUAAUCCUGACUCUCASCUUAAACACAUAGCAGACUCUAAGUCAAAAACUGAAGGCGCUGAUAAAGACUGUGAGACUUCUCCCAGCAGGGUUCCURAAUCAGGUGUUAAAAAMAACAAAAAUAAACGGAAGCUGUUGUGCUGUGAGCUGUGUGGUCGAAGGUAUACUAAAGGUACUUUGAACAGACACAUGAGAAUCCACACAGGACAGAAGCCAUUUUGUUGUGAGGUGUGCGAUAAAAGGUUUACUGAAAAGGGCAGUUUAAAAAAACACAUGAGAAUCCACACAGGAGAGAAGCCAUUUUGUUGUGAGCUGUGUGGUAGAAGGUUUACUGAAAAGGGCAGUUUAAACAAACACAUGAGAAUCCACACAGGAGAGAAGCCAUUUUGUUGUGAGUUGUAUGGUGGAAAGUUUACUGAAAAGGGUAGUUUAAACAAGCACAUGAGAAGCCACACAGGAGAGAAGCCAUUUUGUUGUGAGUUGUGUGGUGGAAGGUUUACCAGAAAGAGUCAUUUAAACGCACACAUGAGAAUCCACACAGGACAAAAACCAUUUUGUUGUGAGCUGUGUGAUCGAAGGUUUACUGAAAAGGYGCUCGAACAGGGCAAAGAGGUUCAGCAGCACUGCAUGCCUCGAAGCGAGCAAGGGUGGCUCGUAGACGAGGCCACCUUAGGGAGGAAUGCUGCAUUAGGCCAGAGGGUAACGCCCGAGCCAGCGGGGUUCCAUCGGCAACAAGACUCGUGA
Austrofundulus limnaeus is the source of this 1236-nucleotide messenger RNA. RefSeq names its product gastrula zinc finger protein xFG20-1. Gene Ontology annotation, molecular function: RNA polymerase II cis-regulatory region sequence-specific DNA binding; DNA-binding transcription factor activity, RNA polymerase II-specific. The transcript has 3 exons. Gene Ontology annotation, biological process: regulation of transcription by RNA polymerase II. The record is from RefSeq and is a predicted model, not a curated record. The annotation marks the transcript as partial. Lineage: Eukaryota; Metazoa; Chordata; Actinopteri; Cyprinodontiformes; Rivulidae.